This is a messenger RNA of Paramecium sonneborni, 421 nucleotides long. NCBI's taxonomy places the organism in Eukaryota, Ciliophora, Oligohymenophorea, Peniculida, Parameciidae. The record is from the annotation of a GenBank genome assembly.
AUGCCAAUUAAUGAAGAAAAUAUAGUAAAAUCUCAUAACUAAAUAGAUUUGUACCAAUAGUAUUGAGUAAUUAAAUGAAAUAAUAAUGAAGACCUCUCGCUUCCAUUGACUCUAAAUAUAGUAUUAGAACUUCCAUUAAAUUAGAAUAAACACUCAUAAUUUGUAGAAAUCCCUUCUUUUUACAUAAGAAGUUUUGAAUGGUAGAGCAAUACGAUUAAAACUUAUUAAAGCAGAAUCAAGUUUGAAUGAAUAAUCAGAUGAUAAAGUUUUUGAGAGUUUAAGAAAAUAACAAGCACUUCUAAAUAUUAUUAUUAGAUUAUAGAUUCAUUGGAGUUAGAGAUUUGCAUGUCAAAGUAUAAAUUACUCAUAUAAUCAUAAAAAAAAUAUGAUGAUGAAUUUAAUAAGUUUGGAUUGUAUUUGA